AUGUUGUCUGCCCUUCUAAUCCGAAAUAUAAGAAAUGCAAGCAAACUGGCAUCGGUAGCUGGUCCGAACGCCGAUCGAAUUGUGAAUGUGAAAUGGAGUAAUGGAAAAAUUGGAGAGUUCCCGUUGAUAUGGUUGCGUGAUACAUCUCCAGAUGCAGCCACGUAUACAAUUAGUCCAGCAAUGACUGCUCGUAAUCUAACAAUGUUGGAAUUUGAUGUGGAACAGAAAGCCAAGAAAUUAUGGAUUGAUGGAGAUGAAGAUUCUCUGAAAAUCGAAUGGGAAUCUGGUCUUUUGAGCACAUUCCCAUCAGAAUGGCUUCAGAUCCGGAACCCAUCAGAUCAAGAAGCAAAAAAGAGAAGAAGGAAGGUUUACCUGUUUCCGGAAGAGACUUGGGGAAAAGAGGAAAUUGAGAGAAAACUGAAAAGAUUCAGUCAUGAAGAGUUUAUGAAGAAUGACCGAGUAGUUCAUGACUUCCUUGAAGCGGUUUGUAUUGAUGGAAUUGCUGUUUUAAAAGGGGCUCCAAAAGGUGUUAGAGGAGCAGUUGAAGAUAUUGGUGAUCGAAUUGGAAUGAUCAAAAGAACACAUUUUGGAAUGGUAUUCGAAGUGAGCACGAAAGCGGACGCCUCCAACAUGGCCUACGCAUCCAACGGUGGACUUCCAUUCCACACUGAUUUCCCAUCUCUGUCUCAUCCACCACAGCUCCAAAUGCUUCACAUGCUACAAAGUGCGGAAGAAGGUGGAAAUAGUCUAUUUGUUGAUGGAUUCCAUGUCGCUGAACAGCUUCGAAAGGAGAAUCCAGAAGUCUUUCGACUCUUGACAACUCAUUCGAUGGAAUACAUUGAAGAAGGAUACGAUGUUCAUGAGAUUAAUGGAAAAACGUUCAGAUUUGAUUACGAUAUGUGUGCAAGACACAAAGUGAUUCGGUUGAAUGAUGAGGGAAAAGUCAACAAAAUUCAGUUUGGAAAUGCAAUGCGCAGUUGGUUUUAUGAUUGUGAGCCUGCGAAAGUCCAAGAUAUCUAUAGAGCCAUGAAAACCUUCACCGAACACUGUUAUCAACCAAGAAACGUUCUGAAAUUCCGUUUAGAAGACGGCGACACUGUCCUGUGGGCGAAUCAACGUCUUCUUCACACAAGAGAUGGAUUCAAGAAUGCACCAGGAAAGUCGAGAACUCUGACUGGAUGCUACUUCGAUUGGGAUAUUGUCAAGUCUCGUGUCCGUUAUUUGAGGGAUAAGCUCACAUUGGAACAGAAUCAACCAUCUGCCUAG
This is a messenger RNA of Caenorhabditis remanei, 1266 nucleotides long. RefSeq lists its product as uncharacterized. Gene Ontology annotation, biological process: carnitine biosynthetic process. The record is from RefSeq and is a predicted model, not a curated record. Gene Ontology annotation, molecular function: oxidoreductase activity; iron ion binding. Gene Ontology annotation, cellular component: mitochondrion. NCBI's taxonomy places the organism in Eukaryota, Metazoa, Nematoda, Chromadorea, Rhabditida, Rhabditidae. The coding region runs from base 1 to 1266 and encodes 421 amino acids. The transcript is spliced from 7 exons.